AUGAGCAUAUAUCAAAAUAUUUUAGAAACAAUUGGUAAUACUCCAAUUGUUAAAAUUAAUAAAAUCAAUACAUUGGAUUGCGAAAUAUUGGCAAAAUGUGAAUAUUUUAAUUGUGGUGGUUCUAUAAAGGAUAGAAUUGCAAUAAAGAUGAUCAAUGAAGCAGAGAAAGAGAAUAAAAUUAAACCAGGUUUAACAACACUCAUCGAACCAACAUCAGGUAAUACAGGAAUUGGACUGGCUAUAGUAGCAGCUAUAAGAGGUUAUAGGAUGAUAAUUACAAUACCAGAAAGAAUGUCAAUUGAAAAGUUGGAUGUUUUAAAUGCAUUGGGUGUGGAGAUUUAUAGAACCAAUAAUAAUGCAUCGCAUGAUUCUGAAGAAAGUCACUUUGGUUUAGCUAAAAAGUUAAAUAAGGAAAUACCAAACAGCUUUGUUUUAGAUCAGUACAAUAACCAUUUUAAUCCAGAGGCACACUACGAAUCAACUGCAAAAGAACUAAUAGCGCAAUGUGAUGGAAAAAUAGAUAUGAUAUGUUGCGGUGUAGGAACAGGUGGUACAAUAACAGGUAUAGCUAAAAGAAUUAAAGAAACACUACCAAAUUGCAUAAUUGUGGGUAUUGAUCCAGUAGGUUCCAAAGUUGCUCAACCUUCAUCUUUAAAUUGUGAAGAAAAAUCCUAUAAAAUCGAAGGUAUAGGGCAUAAUUUUAUUCCAGGAGUUUUAAAUAGGUCUCUGAUUGACCAAUGGGUUAAAACUGAUGACGCAGAAAGUUUUUUAAUGGCUCGUCGUUUAAUUAGAGAAGAAGGUUUGCUAUGCGGUGGUUCUUCAGGUUCGGCAAUGGUUGGUGCUUUAAAAGCUGCUUCACAAUUAAAGAAAGGACAACGUUGUUCAAUUACAUCUUUAGGAAACUCUGGUACAUUAAUGAAACAAAGUGUAGUUUCAGGUGAUAAAAAAAAAAGAAAAUAA
Dictyostelium purpureum is the source of this 960-nucleotide messenger RNA. RefSeq lists its product as uncharacterized. NCBI's taxonomy places the organism in Eukaryota, Evosea, Eumycetozoa, Dictyosteliales, Dictyosteliaceae. Gene Ontology annotation, cellular component: cytoplasm. Gene Ontology annotation, molecular function: cystathionine beta-synthase activity; cysteine synthase activity. The record is from RefSeq and is a predicted model, not a curated record. The transcript has 4 exons. Bases 1 to 960 code for a protein of 319 amino acids.